Messenger RNA from Entelurus aequoreus (snake pipefish), 1806 nucleotides. It is a transcript of the gene phospho2, whose product is annotated as phosphatase, orphan 2. Gene Ontology annotation, molecular function: phosphatase activity. The record is from RefSeq and is a predicted model, not a curated record. Lineage: Eukaryota; Metazoa; Chordata; Actinopteri; Syngnathiformes; Syngnathidae. The coding region runs from base 263 to 970 and encodes 235 amino acids. The transcript has 4 exons.
AAGAACACAGCGAGGAUGACGUCAUAGCGGAAGUUAAAGCGGUCCGGUUGUUUUUGUUUGUUAACGUUUCGGUUUUCACGACAAUUGUUCAAAUAAAAUAAAACUCGCCUCAGUUUCGCGGCGAUCACAAGCUGUCGUUUUCUCCAGGACAUGUCUGAAUUAGAAACACAGAAGCCAGACGGGACCUUUUGAUUUAAAAAAAAAAAAAAAUGCCACCAAAGUCCAUCUAAAGGAAGCUCGGACUGAGAUUUAAAAGUGAGCGAUGAAGACUUUGAUGGUGUUCGAUUUCGACCACACGGUGGUCGAUGACAACAGCGACACGUGGGUGAUCAGAUGCCUUCCGGAUCAAAGUUUACCCGACAAGGUGAAGCAUUCUUACAGGAAAGGCCACUGGACUGAGUUCAUGGCGACAGUCAUGAACUACAUAGGGGAGCAGGAAGUGAGCGCGGACAAGAUCCGCAGCGUGAUGGAGGACAUCCCCUUCACGCCGGGGAUGAGCGACCUGCUGACGUUCAUAUCGGAGAACAAAAGGUGGGUGGACUGCAUCGUCAUCUCCGACGCCAACACCCUCUUCAUCGACUGGAUCCUGCGGGCGGCGGGCCUGGGGGCGGCGGUGGACCAGGUGUUCACCAACCCCGCCAGCGUCAACGAGCGGGGGCGGGUGGAGCUGCGCUGCCACCACGCCCACGACUGCGCCCGCUGCCCCGUCAACCUGUGCAAGAGGCGGGUCCUGGAGGUCUACCUGGCGGAGCGCGCCCAGUACCGCCGCGUCUUCUACGUGGGCGACGGCGGCAACGACCUCUGCCCCACUUCCUGCCUGCGCCGCGGCGACGUGGUGAUGCCCAGGAAGGGCUACACGCUGGAGAAGCUGCUGGCCAAGCGGGACACGGACGCCCCGGGGGCCCGGGUGGUCUCCUGGAGCAGCGGCGCCGAGAUCCUGCAGGAGCUGAAAGCCAGCUUGACGUCCUAACACGUCCACCGGCUGCUUGGAAAUGGUUUUACUUUCGCUUUACAGAAUGAAACUGGUUUUAAUAACGGGAGUCAGGGAGGAGUUUGGAAAAGUGACGCUCCCAAAAAAACCACACGAGUCAGCAAUAACAACAAAAUAAAGCUCGCUCUGGGUCGUAUUUGAACCUUCUUUUCAUACACGGUGUGGGAAGCAGAUCAGAAUCAUAUCCGUAUGAAAAUCACAGCACUUCCGAGAGUUGGAAAAGAGACCGAGCUAGACCAGGCGAGGGAACGCGGGUGUGCUGGAUUGGUCUCACGUUUGUCCUCUAAGCUUGGAGAAUAAACCACAAAAUACCAAUUACUGCCUGUUGAUUGAAUAUAAACAUCAGCUUAUUGCCAUGAAAAGAAUCUGGGAGAGACUAGCAAUUUGAAUUCCCCAUUGGAGGAAUGCUGGUCGACGCAACAACGGAAAUACAAAACCCCAAACCAGGGAAGUUGGCACGUUGUGAACAUUAAAUACAAACCCCGUUUCCAUAUGAGUUGGGAAAUGGUGUUAAAUAUAAACGGAAUACAAUGAUUUGCAAAUCCUUUUCAAGCCAUAUUCAGUUAAUUGCACUACAAAGACAACAUAUUUGAUGUUCAAACUCAUAAACUUUAUUUUUUUGUGUGCAAAUAAUUAACUUAGAAUUUCAUGGCCGCAACACGUGCCAAAGUAGUUGGGAAAGGGCAUGUUCACCACUGUGUUACAUGGCCUUUCCUUUUAACAACACUCAGUAAACGUUGUGCUAUUUUAGGCUUCAUAAUGCGCCACACAUUUUCAAUGGGAGACAGGUCUGGACUACAGGCAGGCCAGUCUAG